AGCCUUCAUAAUGAGUGGGGUUUUGUUUAAUCACAGGCUUUUCCAGUGCGUGUAGUUUACUCGUUUCACGCUGUUUCCUCUCCUCCCUCCAGUGAGUGUGAGCCUGCAGCCAGUGAUGAUCCCAGCAUCCCUGCCGACACGACCACAGCACCGCGGCAUUUUUCUUUUCAUGUACAUUUGAAUGUCACACUGGAAUAUAGAAUUUUCAUUUGAAUCGGCCGAGCGACCGUUUAUGCAGAUGAACUAACGGCGUACGUGCGACUUUAACUGCACACUGGCGGGAGAGCCACACGGGACACCGUCUGAACAUCAGCGCUACACUGGCCACAUUCGCACCCUCCACCGUCUCGAUGGAAACCAAGUACCAUCAGGCAUCACUGGGCUCUCUGGUGUGUACCCAAGACGAGGAGCCGAUGAGCUGCCAGACCCCGGACCCUGUUACAUACCAGCCGGGGAACACCGGGGUCGGAUCAGACUCCUUCCCAUGUCUGCGCCCCCUCACUCUCCCCCAGAAGUCCAAUGAGGACGCGCGGCGCUCGGGAGAGGUCACCGUUAUGGUCAAGGAGAAAGCCGAGAGUGCCGAUAGGAUUUGUUCUUCCCCAAACGAUGCUUCUACCUCCAAACCCAUUCUCUCGUGUCCUCCUCGCCGGCAUCAUUCUCUCCCUCAUUCUCACCAUCCACAUGUGGGCUGCACCCGGAUGGGCAGCCGCUCCAGCUCCAUCGCCUACACAGCGUUCUCCCCACGGCCCUCUAUUUCACGCCACUCCAGUAUCGCCACCAACCCCCCGAUGGACCGCUCCAAACCCAAAGACUACCUCAUCCUCACCAUCAUCGCCUGCUUCUGUCCUGCCUGGCCAAUCAACAUCGUGGGAUUUGUUUACUCCAUCAUGUCCCGGAACAGUCUGGAGCAGGGGAACAUAGACGGAGCGAGGCGACUGGGUCGCGUGGCCAAGCUGCUCUCUGUGGUCUCUCUGGUGGGGGGAGCUGUCAUCUUCAUAGCAUGCGCAGUGAAUCUGUCAAUUCAUGUCAAAUACUGAGUGCAGUGAAUGUGCCACGGAAUCCAGCUUCACAUCAGACCACUGACCCGAACACCACGGCCCAUUUGUUUUGCCCCGCCGCUGCUGUGACGGCAAUCACAACAUAGAGAGCAAUCGAUACGCAGAUGACUUUGCUCUCUGAAAGAAACCUUGCUAAUCUGCAACAUCCUUCAAACAGAUGCUUCACUGAAGUCACACACAUUAAUGAAAAAAGAGUAAAAGAGUUUUUCUCGCGCGUUCGUUCCUUGGCACUUGCUCCGAGGGCUGUUGGAGUCUCUCACACCUGAACAUGAACAACUGUGGCUCACUCUCUGUAAAGACUGGCUGCACUCACACACUGGCAUUGAGGAGAAUUGCAGGUAAAGCCAAAGUAUUUUUCCUUCUCCAGAAGCAGAAAACAAGCCAAACCGAAAUACAGACAUAGGUUUGUCAGAUUAUUCCAACCAAUGAGAAUCACAGGCCAGUUGUUCUGAAGUGGCUCACAUGUGAUGAAGUGGAUCUCCUCAGUCAUGAUCACAUCCUUAUAUCGUUUUCAGAACCUCAGAGAACCUUUAUGAGAUCACCUGUGAGUAAAGAGGGGAGCAGAUAUCUUAGUAAUAAGAGUUAGAUUUUUAUUUUCAUGUCCUUAUAUACUGUACAUUUUUGAAAAAUGAGAAAAACAUUUAGAUUUAUUUUCUGCCAUCAGACAUUUGGAGUUUUAUAUCAUGAUACUGUUUUAAUUAUUCUUUAUUUUUCAUUUAAAUUUUUCAAAUGUCAAUCAAAUCUUUAUUUUUCUUGCUUUCUUUUCCUUUGCCUUUAUCUCAAGAAAAUUCGACUGUUCUUGAACGUGACACGUGUGUAGUCAUGCUUGCACAAAAUGUAGCUAACAACCCUAAAAUAAUCCACACCCCUUUUGAUAAAGAAAUAUGCAAGCACUCACAGGCAAAAUGGAUUUUCAUCACAUAGUAAAAUAAUAGCCUUUCUAAAAACACACUGUGUCUGCUGCAAACCUUUGUAUUGAACUGUUGUUGGGUUAUUUAUAUACACUGUGUAAUCUGAAAUAUCUGUAGCUAAAUGUAGCCAAAUCACAACCCAAUCUUGCAAUAUUGUAUUAAUCAGACAUUGUGUUAAUGUACCCGUCCUGUAGAUCCAAACGAGUCAUUAGUCUGGUAAUACUGAGUCUAUGAGCUUGUGGGGACUGAUGUAGGAUUUGAACUGUAUAUAAAGAGGAAUGUAAGAUGAUGAACUGAUGUCAUCGUUCUCUGGUUGUGAAUGGAUGUAGCUUUUGUGCAUUUCACUUCUGUUUAGAUUCAAUAAUACUGCAUAUGCUAGACUAGAGAACUUGUGAUAUGUGAUGAUUAUAUUUAUGGUAGGUUCAGUUAGUUAAAUCCAUGUAUUUCUUUACAUCUUUUUUUUUUUUUAAUGGUUUAUAAUACAUUUUAUUGUUGCUAAUAUCUUUUGACUCAUGGGUCAUUUGACUCAUACAUCAACACUUUUGUUUCAGUCCACCCUGAUAGAAUGACAAAGAGCUGAGAUGUAUGAAAUAUUUAGCUAAUACAAACAUUGUGCACUUUGCAUGCACCCUUCUUUCUCAAAUACUUUGAUAGUCUUGUAAGCAGCACUCUUUCCCUCUAUGUAUCCUCCCAGGGAAACCGAAUAAAGCAUUUCAAAUAUGUGAAA
Molecule: messenger RNA, 2696 nt
Organism: Cyprinus carpio (common carp)
Lineage: Eukaryota; Metazoa; Chordata; Actinopteri; Cypriniformes; Cyprinidae
Cellular component (GO): membrane
Source: RefSeq, a predicted model, not a curated record